AUGAUAGUUGCAUUUAUCAUUUUUGAUCAUUAAAAGUAUUAAUAAUAAUCAUUUUUAGGUCAGCUUUUAUGCAUUGUGAUUUAAUGUCAAAAAUACGCCUUUUUACAUUCUAAUACGGUAUUACUCUUAUAUAUUUUAGGUUCUAUAUAUUUUAAUAAUACAAUAAAUUUUAUUAUUAAUUAAAUGUUUAAACCCUAAAUGAUAGAAAAUGAGAAAGAAUUUUAUUGUUUAAAUAAACACCUCCAACCAUGUAGUAUGGUUUUGCUUGAUCAAAAAAUCGAAAAGAAACAAAGGCUUUGGUGCAAUGAAUGCCUGUAGAAUUUCUAAGCAGAUUCUAAGAUUGUUGGAUUAAAACUAAUAAUCUAAAACAUUGAAGAAGUUAUUAAAAAAAUGCAAGUACCUUAGAUGAUAUUACUUCAAAACACAGUUCAAAAAAUAAAACUGUGUAUAACAAGUGCAUAGGAUUUAAAGACAUAUUUUAUGAAAUUAUUUGACUCUAUCAUUAGAACAGCUGAAGAUUGGAUUUUGAAUUUAUAAGCAUAAAGAUAAAAGUUCAAUUAAUACAGUUUCUAUGAUGAGUUAGAUGACCAUAUUAAUAAAUAGAAUAGAAAUUUUGAAUCUCAUAUAAAACUCAUUAAUAAUAUUAAUAGAUCGGAUAACAAAGUUAUCAAAUAUCUUAGCCUAAUUCAAUUAGAAUAAAGAUAAAUUAAACUUGUAAUAAUUUUAUGA
Paramecium octaurelia is the source of this 729-nucleotide messenger RNA. NCBI's taxonomy places the organism in Eukaryota, Ciliophora, Oligohymenophorea, Peniculida, Parameciidae. The record is from the annotation of a GenBank genome assembly.